UUUUAUCUUUUGCUUUUUGCUUCUCUUUUUUUUCUUCACCUUCUUUACCGCCAUCACCCUCAAACUUCACUAUCAUUUUCAUUCCCGUCUACUUUAUUUUUUCCCCCUAAAUUUGAUUCUCUUGGUUCUUACACCAAAAAAAUGGGACUGUACUCUUCCUGUAACUUUCCAUGGGUCGACGACGUUGUGCAGAACUUUGCUACCAACACCACACGAUAUAACCAAGUUUCUAUGAAUUACUGUUGUACGGAAUCAGGGGUGUGUGAGAAUUACAAUGGCAAGUGCCCCUUUGGUUAUCUAGGUUGUACUGUGGGUAACUCCCGCUAUGCUUGUCGGUGGGAUAACUAUGGGCAAAACUAUUUGACCUGCUAUCAAGAGGGCGUUCUGAAAGCGACACGGUCAUUGCCCUGUUGUCCAGCUCAGUUGCCCAGCUUCUUAAGUUCCACAUCCUGCAUGCCAGCGUUUGGGACAAACGGUGGUGGAAACACAAUUUGUUGUACGAGUCCUGGAAAAUGUCAGUACGCAUUGGGAUGCAUUGGGUACGACUCGUAUAACGGUCAUGCAGGAGAAAAGACAGGAGUGUAUUAUGGGUACCAGCCAUCCACGAGCGUAGCGCAUUGUGUACAGGAAAUGUCGUUGGGAUCACCUGUGACGGACGAAAACUGCUUGGAAGUGACGGUACCGCAGGGUGGAUGUAUCUUGGGAGAAGCAGGACCGACAUUACCUACAAUCAAUCCUGGAUCAUCUACAACGGCAACUGUUACGACUAAAACCACAUCCAGGGGUUCGCCAACAGGUAAUGAUGGACUGACGCCUCCACCAACUAACACGAAGUCCAAUGCUGCUACAGGUUUGGUGAGACCCAUGGAAAAAGAUGUGAAAUGGAUAGCUCUUUGUCUAUUGGCACCAAGUCUUCUUCAGAUGCUCUUUAUUUAAAGCUCCUUUCUUUUUGAAUAAAAACAGAAGAAUGGGAUUUAAUCGGCU
Lobosporangium transversale is the source of this 984-nucleotide messenger RNA. RefSeq lists its product as hypothetical. Lineage: Eukaryota; Fungi; Mortierellomycota; Mortierellomycetes; Mortierellales; Mortierellaceae. The transcript has a single exon. The record is from RefSeq and is a predicted model, not a curated record. The coding region runs from base 142 to 936 and encodes 264 amino acids.